Colletotrichum fioriniae is the source of this 297-nucleotide messenger RNA. RefSeq lists its product as uncharacterized. The record is from RefSeq and is a predicted model, not a curated record. Lineage: Eukaryota; Fungi; Ascomycota; Sordariomycetes; Glomerellales; Glomerellaceae.
AUGGACCUCGCUAAGGACUUUCUCAGCUUGACCAUCGCCGAGGCCGCUGCCCCUGAGUUUCGCUUCAAAUCCAGAGGCAACUUCAACGCCGUCAGAAGCGACCCCAAGCCUGACCCGUCCGUCAAGACCUACCCCCACGAGGAACUCGAGAAGCGUGUCUGGACCGCCUGCGUGAACGGUCGCAAGCAUCUCAUGGCGGUCAACGCGCGCAAGGCAGCUGAGAAGGAGGAGGCUGCUGCCAAGGCUGCUGCUGAGGCAGCUGAGGCUGCGAACGCGAACGCGAUGGUCUUGGAUUAG